AAGUAUGAUGCAUAUAGUGUGAAAUUUCCCUUUUUAUUAAUUAAGGUAUGUUUAAGCAUAGAAGCUCCAUAUUAGUAAUUUCAAAUCGAGCGUAAUUUUGGCGCGUAACUUAUAGGAAAAGCCCGCUAAAACCCUAAAAGCAUUUCAGAUUCCAUUUUCUAUCUUAUUUUCCCCCUCACCAAACAAAAAGUAAAAUUCGAGUUUCCUUGAUCUUGAAACUUGAAACCCCACGAAAACUCGCGAGAUCUGUCUUCGGUAUUUGGUUCGACCUCGUUUCGGAGAUGUACGGCAGAAAGGCGUGCCAACUUGUUAGAGAAUUUUCGGCAGGAGAAAAAGGCCAGCUUACGCCCUUCAAUAGCAACCUAUUUGAUCAAGUAAUUGCAGAAUGUAGCCAGCAUUAUCUUGAACUUCAAGCCUUGAUAAGGAAAAUGCAGGAGAAAGAAUUAGAUGUACAAACAACCAAAAAUGAAGACCAUUAUGGGUCACUCGUUCACCACCUUUCUUUAGUUCGCAACAAACGCUGCCUAAUGUCAUAUAUAUACAACCGAGCUGAAAUUAUGCGAAAUUUGAUUUGGAAGGUUGGGUCGGUGCUUCCACAAGAAAUUCAAGAGAAGCUCAGUCACAACGAGCAAAAGUAUUUUAAGAAACAUUCUGCAUCUUUGGACACAUAUAUGUCAAAAAUUGAGCUUGGUUUGGCCGUGGAUAUGGUGCCGCCAAAAGAUCCCUACAUUAAAGUGAGGGUCCUUGAUGAUAUAGGUGAAGGAAUAUUAUUAAGCGAUAAUAAGACAGCCAAUUUCACUCCGCACUCCAUGCAUUUUCUUAAACGAAUUGAUGCUGAACAGUUUAUCUCAAGGGGCUUGAUGGAGGAGCUUACAGGCUAACACAGAAGACUUCGCUUAUUAUUUUCUGUUUCUUCCGUUACAAUGAGAUGAUUCUAUCCGACCCUCCUCUUCUGUGCUCUAUUUUUCCCCCUAAUAAAAUCUAAAUCUUUGUACAACUUGAAUAGGAUAAUUUUUUCUUUUCUUUUUGUAUUAGCUAGACAAUAACAUUCCGGCUUGUAGGGCAAGGUAAGCUUCUCCUAAGAUAUGGCAUCAUCCAUAAUUCUUAUAUGGUUGGUUGCUCGUACAGAAACAGUAUUUAACAUGAUGAUUGUGGUAGGAAAGUUAUUUUUUUUAA
Humulus lupulus (European hop) is the source of this 1176-nucleotide messenger RNA. RefSeq lists its product as uncharacterized. The record is from RefSeq and is a predicted model, not a curated record. Bases 282 to 881 code for a protein of 199 amino acids. Gene Ontology annotation, cellular component: GINS complex. Gene Ontology annotation, biological process: DNA strand elongation involved in mitotic DNA replication; DNA replication. Lineage: Eukaryota; Viridiplantae; Streptophyta; Magnoliopsida; Rosales; Cannabaceae. The transcript has 7 exons.